AUGUAUUUGCUACGUAAACGGUGGGCAUCGGUUUUCACAAGAGAUAUCUUCUCUGCUGGGCUAUUGGCAACGUCUCGCAGUGAGUCCGCCAACAAAGUGAUGAAGGAGAUUUGUCGUUCGAGCACGUCGUUAUUUGACCUUGUAAUUAAGUACGACGGCAUACUCCAAAAAUGGCGACGUGGAGAACGUGAAGAGGACAUGCACUGUAGAUGGUUACCUGGCCAAUAUGUACGAAACAAUCCACUUCUGACUCAUGCAGCUAGUGUGUACACACGUGCACUCUACAAAGCAUUUGAGGAAGAGGUCAAGGCUUCCUUCAAUGUUAUUCUUGAAGAAUUUCCGGGAGAAGUUGGUGAAUGGCUGUGGUUUAACGCUACUUCAACUGGUCUCCGCUCACGUCCGAGGGUGAUUCAGUUUAACCGAUAUAGUUCCCAUGCCACCUGUAGUUGUAGGAUGUGGGAAUCGGAAGGAAUACCGUGCAGGCAUAUUGUGAAAGUAUUUUACUUGAAAAACGUUGUCCAAAUUCCAGAUGAUCUCAUUUUGAAGCGAUGGACGAAGGGGGCCAAAUUUGGUGAAUCUUUUCCGCUCAAUGAUUGCCUACACGGUGGCACAAUGAACUAUAUGUUAUUUGUGAAUAAGUGUAUGCGUGAUGUGUAUGAGAUGGCCACAUCAAGUAAGGAUUCAGAAGUGGCUUGUUCAGCGAUACUAGAGCAAUUAGCUAACCUGCGAUUAGAAGUAUCAAAGAUUGUUGGUAGUCCUAUGAAGCCGUGCGAUGGAUCAGAGCCCACGAGUGGGAAAGUUUCCAAUAAAAUACAGAAUCCAAAGAAGAUUAGAGGACGAGUUUAUGUAAAGAAGAAACGUUGGCAAGCUGAAGGCCGCAAAAAACGGGGUGUUAAGGGAAGAACAAGUACAGAACCUAAACGAACACAACUGGGGACGAAAACCACGAUCAAUUUCAUGAACAUUGAUGAAGAUGAUUCAGCCGAUUCAGCCGAGGAACAGAUGGUGAAUGCUGGCCUUUGA
Messenger RNA from Salvia miltiorrhiza (redroot sage), 1023 nucleotides. RefSeq names its product protein FAR1-RELATED SEQUENCE 5-like. Gene Ontology annotation, biological process: regulation of DNA-templated transcription. The record is from RefSeq and is a predicted model, not a curated record. Gene Ontology annotation, molecular function: zinc ion binding. NCBI's taxonomy places the organism in Eukaryota, Viridiplantae, Streptophyta, Magnoliopsida, Lamiales, Lamiaceae. The coding region runs from base 1 to 1023 and encodes 340 amino acids. The transcript is spliced from 2 exons.